Messenger RNA from Aspergillus oryzae RIB40, 738 nucleotides. RefSeq lists its product as uncharacterized. The transcript has a single exon. Bases 1 to 738 code for a protein of 245 amino acids. NCBI's taxonomy places the organism in Eukaryota, Fungi, Ascomycota, Eurotiomycetes, Eurotiales, Aspergillaceae. The record is from RefSeq and is a predicted model, not a curated record.
AUGAUCAGACACACAAUUCUUACCCGCCGAUACAAUAAACUGAAGAACUUACGAGAAGCUCAGACUGCCGCGAGCGCGGGAACUGGGCCCGAGGACUCGAGCUUGUCGCCGAGCUCAUGCGAGGACUCGGGAGAUACUGUCGACAGUAGCGACGAUGAUAGCGGUCUUGGGAGUGGAAGCACAGAAGGAAGCACCGGGUUACAUGAUCCUCGCAUUGCCGAUGAUGAUGUGCCGAUGAACAUAAAUCCCACAGACAUCUUGCCAUCGACGACUCAAGGAAUCCCUGGUCAUAAUGGGUUUAUGCACGGGACAUGGGAUAUGGCUGGCACAUUGUCGGGAGAUCCAUGGGGACUGCCCUCGGUAGGCGAGACGGAUAGUAUGGGAUUGUUCCUCAAUGGUAUGGUGCCAGAACUUCACAGCAUCCCACCGGACAGCAUGCAUAAUUUUGGCUUUGUGGAUGCAGCAAGCGGCAAAGACUGCAUAUGCCCAAGUUUGUUAUCACCAACCGAAGAGAUGCCCAGCGACUACAGUCAAGGAGACAACUUUUGCGACGACCUAAGCGUAUCAGCUAUGGACACAGAAGAGCAAACCCUCGCCUCUUUGCAAGAAAACGUGACUCGUGGGAAACGGUGUGCCAAAAUAGUGUUGACGGUGGAGGAACCCGAUAAUAAUACGGUCGAGUCUCUCGUGCAAAUUGCAUUCUCAAGCAAAUCACGGUUCCAUUUCGCUCGCGAGUGA